AUGGAGACCUUGGAGAACAGUGAACUCUGUUUCCCACAUCUCCUCAACGCCUCCUGCAGGAGGCCGAAGCGUUCUCACUCGGAGGCCAUUUUGAUUUACGUCCUGCUGUCUUCCCUUUCUCUGCUCACUGUGUUUCUCAACCUGCUGGUCAUCAUCUCUAUCUCCCACUUCAGGCAGCUCCAAACUCCCACCAACCUCCUCCUCCUCUCUCUGGCUGUCUCAGAUUUCCUUGUUGGCCUCCUCAUGUGCUUUCAGAUUAUGCUCAUAGACGGCUGCUGGCUCCUCGGAGACGGUGUGUGUGUUGUGUAUCAAUAUUUGUCAUAUAUAAUCACCUCUUCCUCAAUAGGAACCAUGGUGCUCAUAUCUGUUGACCGCUAUGUGGCUAUUUGUGAGCCUAUGUUUUACUCCACUAAAAUCACACAUAGGAUGAUUAAAGUCUGUGUUGCUUUGAGUUGGUUUUGCUCUUCAUCCUUCCAAAGUCUAAACCUAAGUGAUAAUCUGCAACAUCCAGGCAGGUAUAACACUUGUUUAGGAGAGUGUAUCAUUGUCAUUAACUACAUUGCUGGACUUGCAGAUCUUAUUUUGACCUUCGUUGGUCCCAUUACUGUUAUUAUUGUGUUGUAUACAAGAGUGUUUGUGGUGGCUGUGUCUCACGCUCGUGCCAUGCGGUCCCAGAUUGCAGCCGUCACAGUAGUAACUGUUAAAAAGUCAGAGAUUAAAGCGGCCAGGACUCUCGGAGUCGUCAUAGUUGUGUUUCUAUUCUGUGUCUGCCCAUUUUUCUGUGUCACUCUUGUCGGCGAACAAACUGUGCUAAACGCUUCAUCUUCAGCCUUUGUAAUAUGUCUGUUCUACUUAAACUCCUGUUUAAACCCUGUGAUCUAUGCCUUUUUCUACCCCUGGUUUAGAAAAUCUGUUAAAGUCAUUGUUACACUGAAGCUACUGCAGAGAGACUCCCGUGAGGCCAACAUGCUGUAG
This is a messenger RNA of Solea solea (common sole), 975 nucleotides long. RefSeq names its product trace amine-associated receptor 13c-like. Gene Ontology annotation, biological process: G protein-coupled receptor signaling pathway. NCBI's taxonomy places the organism in Eukaryota, Metazoa, Chordata, Actinopteri, Pleuronectiformes, Soleidae. Gene Ontology annotation, molecular function: trace-amine receptor activity. Gene Ontology annotation, cellular component: membrane. Bases 1 to 975 code for a protein of 324 amino acids. The record is from RefSeq and is a predicted model, not a curated record. The transcript has 2 exons.